AUGACAGACCAGGCCAUAUACAAAGUGUUGGGCAAAGAGUACACCGAACUUGUGUUCUUGCCCGACGACUACCUGCCGUUCCAUCCAAAUGGAAUGAAGUUCUUCGCACUAGACGACAACAACGAGGUAACUGAUACAUACGAGGUCUACUCAGUGGGAGGGGGCGCGUUAGUAGACGAGGACGGUGAUAUCGAUGCUGUGCCUGGGUCGGCGGCAGCCAGCGAGUGGAAUAUGUACCAGCUGCACACAAUGAAUCAGAUGCUGGAGUGGACGAGCAAAACAGGAAAAUCUUUACACCAAUCAACUACAGUAUACUUGCAGUUGCUUGUCACCAGUGGCCUAUCCGCUUACCCACACGCUUUCACUCCCACCCACGGGUAUGUCUAUGAGUGCGAGGGCGAAGGAAUCAAAGACUACCUGAAAAUGGUGUGGAAGACAAUGUCCGAAACAAUAGGGCGUGGGAUCAAGACGACUGGUGUACUUCCUGGGGGUCUGGGCGUGCCUAGGAAAGCUCCCAUGGUCAAUCGCAAAGCCCAGAUGAAAGGCAAGCACAUGCAACGGAAUGCGUUGACAUUUUCAUAUGCGCUGGCGGCGAUGGAAGAGAAUGCAAGCGGUGGUGUCGUUGUCACAGCCCCCACCUGUGGAGCGUCUGGUGUAGUACCUGCCACGCUCAAAUACCUAGAGGGAGCUUUAGAUCUAAACGAGGAUGAGAUGGUAGAUGCGCUUGCUACUGCUGGGCUGUUGGGGAACAUAAUCAAGACGAAUGCGUCUAUCUCGGGCGCCGAGGUUGGGUGUCAGGGAGAGGUAGGUAGCGCGACUGCGAUGGCUGCAGGCGCCGCAGCAUUCCUGAUGGGUGGCAGCCCCCAUCAGAUUGAAACAGCAGCGGAGAUGGGUAUGGAGCACUUCCUGGGCCUGACAUGCGAUCCGGUCGAGGGUCUGGUGCAAAUCCCAUGCAUCGAACGGAAUGCAUUUGGUGCGACACGAGCUUUGGAUGCAGCAGAAUAUGCGCUCAUGCUUGACGGUAGACAUAGGAUCUCGUUCGAUGAAGUAAGAAACUUGCCUGUAUUCAAAUUGGACAUGGUUGUUCUGACUAUGAAGCUGACCGGACUAGAUAUCGAAGAAUGUUACCGCGAAACUGCGAAAGGGGGAUUAUCGCGCACGUGGAAUUUAGACGAAACACUCGCUGAAGGAGGUGCAGACAUGGAUGAUCUUCUGGCUGACUUGGUUGAGCAGAAACGGCUGGCAAAUGCCUUCCGCAGAAUGUCAACCGUCUCUCGUCAGAGUGAAGGCCCGGGAACACGAACGCAGCGAGAUUCCGUGUCUUCUACUGGAUCCCAACUCUCGAGAACGUAUUCGGAGAUCCAGGAGAAGUGCAAACAGCCGAGAAUACCGGUGUACUGUUGA
This is a messenger RNA of Sphaeroforma arctica JP610, 1404 nucleotides long. RefSeq lists its product as hypothetical. Gene Ontology annotation, biological process: gluconeogenesis. Lineage: Eukaryota; Ichthyosporea; Ichthyophonida. The transcript has 9 exons. Gene Ontology annotation, molecular function: 4 iron, 4 sulfur cluster binding; L-serine ammonia-lyase activity. Bases 1 to 1404 code for a protein of 467 amino acids. The record is from RefSeq and is a predicted model, not a curated record.